GCCAGAGUUUGCAGUUCUUGUGAAACUGAGGAGAAACAAGGGCAACGGCAUCUAAACACAAGAAGAUAUCAGUGAGACAGUUGCAAUGACUGAGCCAACAGCCACUGAGAAACCGAAGAAAAAAGUAGCUCCCACCGGCCUGAGCGGGCGAAGAGCGCUCCCGCCCAAUGUCUCCAAUGAGGAAGAAGAUGAGGUCCCUACGAUGGAGACGACUGGUGUUGUGCCAAAGGGAUUUAAACUGGAAGAUGUUUUGGAAGUCCAGGAAGUCCAUUUGUUCAAUCGUGAACAUGAAAUUAAUAAACGGGAACACCACACGGACAAAUACCAGAACCCCAAGCUGGUUGUGCGCCGAGGGCAGUCGUUCCAUAUCCAGAUUACUUUCAACCGUUCAUACAAUCCAGAAAAAGAUCAGUUCUGGAUUGAGUAUCUUAUAGGGCGAUAUCCACAGCAAAACAAAGGCACGUAUGUCCGAGUUCCUUUGGUUCAAGAGCUCGAAAAUGGGAAAUGGGGUGCUAAGAUCACCCACAGAGACGACCAGUCUGUUGCCCUGAAUAUCAUGCCAGCAGCAAAUUGCAUUGUGGGGAAAUUCCGCAUGUAUGUGGCGAUCUGGACUCGGAUUGGUAUUCUCCGGACAAAACGAAACCCGGACACAGAUACAUAUAUACUGUUCAACCCCUGGUGUUCAGAGGAUGCUGUGUUUCUGGAUGAUGAACAAGAAAGGCAAGAAUAUGUCCUAAAUGACCUUGGGGUUAUUUUCUACGGAGACCCUGAAAAUAUAAACUCCAGGAGCUGGAAUUAUGGCCAGUUUGAAGAACGUGUUUUGGACGCUUGCCUAUUCCUGAUGGACAAAGCACAAUUGGAUCUCUCCGGCCGAGGGAAUCCAGUCAAAAUCGGACGUGUUGGCUCUGCAGUGAUCAACGCUAAAGAUGAUGAGGGUGUGAUUGCUGGGUCCUGGGACAAUAUUUAUCAGUAUGGAGUGCCACCAUCGUCUUGGACUGGAAGUGUAGACAUUCUGUUAGAAUAUUACAGUUCUAAAGAGCCUGUGCGGUACGGUCAAUGCUGGGUCUUUGCUGGCGUCUUCACCACUUUUUUGAGGUGUAUCGGAAUUCCUGCAAGACUUGUCACCAAUUUUAACUCAGCCCAUGAUAAUGAUGCCAAUUUGCAGAUGGAUGUCUUUGUGGAUGAAAAUGGAAUGGUGGAAUCCAGACUCACGAAAGAUUCAAUUUGGAAUUACCAUUGCUGGACUGAAGCUUGGAUGUCCAGACCUGACCUCCCUGUUGGUUUUGGAGGUUGGCAAGCUGUAGAUAGCACUCCUCAAGAAAACAGUGAUGGCAUGUAUCGGUGCGGCCCAGCUUCAGUUCAAGCCAUUAAGCAUGGACAUGUCUGCUUCCAGUUUGAUGCGCCUUUUGUUUUUGCAGAGGUGAACAGCGAUGUUGUAUACUCAAAAGCAAUGACAAAUGGAAUUAGGGUAGUUCAACAUAUUGACAAGACCCAGAUUGGGAUCUUAAUCCUGACUAAAGAAGAGGGUACAGAUAAGAUGAAGGACAUUACUGAGCAGUACAAAUUCCGAGAAGGCACAGCUGAAGAAAGACUGGCCCUGGAAACCGCCCUGAUGUAUGGCGUUAAAAAAAAUCUGACCCAGGACAUCACACCCAGUAGGGAGGUUGACAUGGACUUCGUAGUGGAAGAGGCGUUAAUUGGCAGCAACUUCAAUGUCAGUGUUACAUUCCGAAACAAUACCCAAAGCCAGUACACUCUGACAUCUUACCUUUCUGGCAACGUUGUGUUUUACACUGGGGUUCCAAAGACAGAAUUCAAGAACCACAGUUUUGAUGUGUCACUGGAGCCCAAGCAAGCUCAAACUGUCGAGGUGCUAAUCAAGGCGAACGAGUACAUGAGCCAGUUGGUGGAACAAGCCUCCCUGCAUUUCUUCGUCACAGCCCGUGUCAACGAGACAGAAAAGAUCCUGGCCAAGCAGAAGAGUGCUGUGCUGAAAAUACCCCAGCUGAUCCUGAAGGUUCCUGGAGCGAAAGCAGUUGAUACGGAGAUGGUAGUGAUAGUGGAGUUCACCAACCCACUGAAACGGGACCUCAACAAUGUCUGUGUCCGACUCGAUGGGCCUGGCUUGCUGAAACCAACCUCAAAGCAGUUCAGUGAGGUUCCAAGGAAUUCAACCUUGACCUGGGAAGAAAAAUGCAUUCCUAAGCGGGCCGGCCUCCGAAAGCUGAUUGCAAGCUUGAAUUGUGAUGCCCUACGACACGUCUAUGGCGAGUUGGACAUCAAUAUCCAGAGUGCUUUGUAAUGAUUUUUCAUCUCUCUUCCUUCAUUGCAUCCCCCCACCCCCAACACAGUAUUUUAGGAAUUUCAUUACAAGAAGCACACAGUUACACUUCCAAGGGCCAUAAUCCAAAGGUUGCAUGUGUUAUACAUUCUAUGCAUAUGCUUGAAUUACUGUUCUUUGCAGUUUUCAUUUCAGAAGCUGCCCCACAGAAUCCUGGACCCAUUCUUUAAACCACCCACCCCAACUUUUUUGUAAAAGCAGGGCACGAUGUAUUGGGAAGUUCUUUUUAUGCCAUCGGCAAUGAAAUAGAACAGGAGCCUGGGGGGUGGGUGGUCAUACUUUGAGCAUAAUCUUCUCUGUCCAGAUUUAGCACUGAAUUGGCUAUACAUAUCCAACAAAGGAAGGUAACUGAAUGCCAGAUUAAAAACAAAAUGUAUUUCAAGGUGCAGGAAAUUACUCAGCAUUAGAUAAAGUGGCAGGUCGCAUUAUUUUUGCUUAUUCGCAUGUGUUUAUGACUUCUUACAUUAAAGCUAGGGCAAUUUUUAAAGGUUCCGGUCCCUGGAGUACUUUGAACUUUAGUUUUAAUAAAGGCCUGAUAUUUCACAGAUUUUAUUUUAAAGCUAAGAUAGAAGCUGCCAUGUGCAAUAAAAAUUGCCAUUUUAAAAAACUAAGUAGACAUUGGCCCAGAACAAGCUUGCUGGUGUGCAAAUAAGGGUUUGGCACCACAAGCAAGUUUUGAACUCUUGGCUCUUCUCCCACACCUUCAGGACAAGUGGGUCCACAGCAGCCUUUUCAAAAUGAUGGCAUGUGAAGAGGGCAACACAAUUUAAAUGGGGAAGAAAGGUGUCCUCUUCACAUCAGUUCUCACUUUGAAAAGGCACAAUGCAUGCUUACCUGGGAGUGAGAGUCAUUGAACUCAAUAGCACUUACUUAUGAGUAGACAUUUAGAUUAGAGAUGGGCAGCCGUUGUCCUAAUUUCAAAAGCCCCUCCUCAUAUGAUCGGAGUUGAAACAUCUGACAAGAGCAAUCUGUCCCUUCCUUGGCAACCCACUGCUUGGGAAGAAAGAGGGAGAAAGAGAAAAAGGAGGGGACAAAAAAAGAGAAAAAGGGUGGCUCAAUUUUGGCUUGGGGCCUGUCCCGGUGCCAACAUAUGGCCAUCAACAAAACAAAUAAAGGUUUGUAGAGGAUUGUAGAUCUGCAGACUGUUCUGUGAAGUCUUGAGAUAUUAUUUAACUAAAGUGUGCACUGUUAAAGAACUUAGUUCACAUCUGAGCUCCAAUUCAUGCUUUUUUAACGCACUGCAGCACCUGCUUUUCACUUCUGUCUACGGGAGACCCUAGAAAGCCCAUGUUCCUCUAGUUUAUCAACCAAAGCUAACACAAUAAAAGAAUUACUGUACCUGGUUGUGUCUCUUCCACUUUGAAUCAACUCUUACCUGAGUAGCUUUCUAGCAACCCCUGCAAGAUAAAAACGAUAUGACAACUUCAGAA
Molecule: messenger RNA, 3771 nt
Organism: Elgaria multicarinata webbii
Lineage: Eukaryota; Metazoa; Chordata; Lepidosauria; Squamata; Anguidae
Gene: F13A1
Product: coagulation factor XIII A chain
Exons: 15
Coding region: 86-2302 (738 amino acids)
Biological process (GO): peptide cross-linking; blood coagulation, fibrin clot formation
Molecular function (GO): protein-glutamine gamma-glutamyltransferase activity
Source: RefSeq, a predicted model, not a curated record